GCCAAUCUUUAACAAGGGGGCGCGUCCUCAUCCGCUGCUCCUGCUUGUUUCUUCGUCUCGGUUUAGUUCGCUCGAGUCUGACCGGAGAGCGCAAGGACAUUUAACGGGAUGCGUGGAGCUCCAACUCAGCCCCCUUAAGAAAAAACAGCAAACAAUUUAACGAGACGUCGCUGAAGAACACCAACCAAGUGAGGAGCUAGCAAACAAUUGGGUCGUUUUAUUUGUUGGUCGCGGAAAGGUAGCAAGGACCGUCACGGACCUUCUCCGACAUCGUGAAUGGACGGCCUCUAAACAAAACUAAGCCGAGCCGAGUUAAGAAACUUCUGAAACUUAAGAGGAUCAGCGGUGAACGACUUACUACUGUCACCGUGUCCAGUGGAAGCGGACUGUUGGAUGGGGGUCAUGCCUUCCUGCUGAGCCGUCGCUCUAGGGGCCACCAUGAGGCGGACGCCACCCCUUUUGCCCCUCCCCUUCUUCCUGCUGCUGGGCACCGCCGCCUCGGUGGCGCCUGCCAGCGGAGGUGCCGCCCCUUUCCCUCAGGACCUGGAGCCUAUCAACGUGGUCGGACGAGAAACUUCCUACUUGUUCCCCAGCUUCCAAGGCUUGCUGGAGGACAAUGACACAGAACGUUUGGGUCUGGACUUCCAGAGGAUGCUGAGGAUCAACCACAUGCUCUACAUCGCCGCACGGGAUCAUGUGUUUGCCAUCAACAUGGCGGCCUCGUCGGACCGCAUCGUCCCGCAGCAGAAACUGACCUGGAAGACGAAGGACGUAGACAAGUGCACCGUGCGCGGGAAGAAUAGUGACGAAUGUUACAACUACAUCAAAGUGUUGGUGCCCCGCAACGACGAAACGCUGUUCGCGUGCGGAACCAACGCUUUCAACCCGACCUGCCGCAACUACAAGAUGUCGACUUUAGAGCAGGACGGCGAGGAGAUGGUGGGUCAGGCUCGCUGUCCCUUUGAGUCGCAUCAGUCCAAUGUUGGACUUUUUGCAGGAGGUGACUUCUACUCGGCCACCAUGACAGACUUUCUGGCGAGCGACGCCGUCAUCUACCGCAGCCUGGGCGAAAGCCGCCCUGUGCUACGGACUGUCAAAUACGAUUCCAAAUGGCUGCGAGAACCUCACUUCCUUCACGCCAUCGAGUACGGCAACUUUGUCUAUUUCUUCUUCAGCGAGAUCGCCGUGGAGUACACGUCGCUAGGAAAGGUGGUUUUCUCCCGAGUGGCUCGCGUGUGCAAAAACGACAACGGCGGUUCUCCUCGCGUCCUGGAGCGCUACUGGACGUCCUUCCUGAAGGCUCGCCUCAACUGCUCCGUGCCGGGCGACUCCUUCUUCUACUUCGACGUCCUGCGCUCGCUCACCAACGUGCUGCAGAUCAACCGGCGGCCCGCCGUGCUCGGCGUCUUCACCACGCAAGCGAACAGCAUCACCGGCUCGGCCGUGUGCGCCUUCUACAUGGACGACAUCGAGAAGGCCUUCGGCGGGAAGUUCAAGGAGCAGAAAAAUAGCGAAGCGGCCUGGACGCCCGUCCCCGACGAGCAGGUCCCCAAACCGAGGCCCGGUUGUUGUGCCGGCGAAGGCUCUGCCGCGGACUUUAAGACGUCCACCGCCUUCCCCGACGACACUUUGACAUUCAUCAAGUCCUACCCGCUGAUGGACGAGGCCGUGCCUUCCGCUAACAACAGGCCGCUCUUCACCAGGACCACCAGCAGGUUCAAGUUGACUCAGAUGGUGGCGGACACGUCGGCGGGUCCGGACCGCAACUUCACGGUGCUGUUCUUGGGUUCGGAAGAUGGACGGGUUCUGAAGGUUCUCACCAGCACCGACGGAAACAACCAGACGCUCGGCACCACCGUGCUGGAGGACAUCAGCGUCUACAGCCACAACAAAUGCAACGUGAGAGGUGAGGACAGACGCGUUUUGGGUCUGGAACUGGACCGGGACCACCACGCACUCUUCGUGGCCUUCUCGGGCUGCGUCAUCCGCGUGCCUCUCAGCCGUUGCGACCGCUACAGCGACUGCAAAACACACUGCCUGUCCUCUCGUGACCCAUACUGCGUGUGGUUGAAGGCUGGGAAGUGUGUCGCCGUCACGCCAGGGUUAAAAGGCGCCUUCGAGCAGGAAGUGGAGAAUGGUGCUUCGCUACAUUCUGACACCUGUCACGAUGUCCUGGCAACAACGCGCAAGCACAACACGCCUCUGGACACGGCUUACGGGAAGGCCACACCCGCGAGCGGCGCGGCGUCCAAUCAAAAGGAGGCAGGUGACCCCCAAAGAGGUCCGGUUGCGGAGGGCCCUCCCUACCAGGGGGAGCCAGGGUCACCUGACUCGGAGCCGAUCAGUGUGGAGAUGGAGGGCGUCCGGCGCCCACCCGAGGCAGACAAGAGCAACCACAGCGUCCACUACACGCUUCUGAUCGCCUGCGUCCUGGUGGCUUUUGUGCUAGGCGCCUUCCUGUCGGGCUUUUUGGUGUCGUGCUACUGCAACCGCGGCGCCCACAAGGCCCGCAAGCUCCCCAAGGACCCCGAAGUCCAAAUCCCGCACGCGCUCUCUCUUCGCAGCCUAGCUAAACUCAACGGCCUCUUAGAGGGCGGCACCGGCAAAGAAGACAAACUGGAAGCGUCUUCGCCGAAGAUCUACAGCUCUUUGUUCUCCAAAGAAGCCCCCAGGAGGAGCGGCCACCACGGGAUGUCCAUGGGGGACCUGGUCCUGCCGCACCACCACCACCUGCGCUCGUCCUCGGAGCUCUCCGGUCUGCCAACGCCGGACUCCACCCCCGAGCUGCCCAUCAAGAGCAUGAAGGCGUUCCGCAACCAGUGGGAGAAGAACCACAACUGCAACAACGCGUCUCGUCCGCCCUCGGCACAGGUGUUCCCCUCCUAUGGGGCGUCGCGCCUCACCGAGGACCGCAAAGAGCGCCCCCCGCCGCAGCAUCCCGGCUACGCCCACAAGGUGAUGGAAGUCACCUCGUUGGAUGAGCUGCUCAAGCACAUCCACGAGGGCGGCGGCGCCAAGACCCCGCAGCUCAUCGGGCCGGCGGGGGUGCGACACGGGGGCGCGCACCUGCCCUACUCCGGUCGGGUCCAACCCCACAUCCCGGAAACGGAGUCGGCGCCAUACUACAGCUCGUCCACGCUACCCCGCGACAGCCUGACCCGCCGCAUGGACGUCCCGCCGGACCCUCCUUCGACCUUGGAGCGCCGCCACUCUUCGUCCCAGAGGCAGUCCUUCCUGGGCGCCACCCCUGGAGGUGCUUCGGCGCUCCCCCGCCACCACAGCUUCAGCCAGCGCUUGGUGCCCCCCCACCAGCCGCCGCCCCUGCUGGCGCGCAUGAACUCCGCGGGGAGCGGCGAGGGCCACUUCCCCCUCCUCCCGCCGGGCUACUUGGCGCGCUACAACGCCGCCCAGCAGGACGGCCCCCUCAGAGGCGGGAACAACGUCCGAAGAGGACCCUCCCUAAAAUCCGACGCCCCGCCCAAGCCGCUCUUUAUCCCCGCCUCCUCGCCGGUCAGCCCGCACGCCGACUUCAACUACUGACGGAAGCGCUAAAACCCUGACGUGGGAAAUUAUCUUUGUACCAUAUUGGUAUUGUUCUCUUCUACGUUUUCCUUCCGCCGUCAGCUAGCAACCGUGACAACAGCGCCCCUCUGCUAUGUUGAGGACAUUAACUGUAACUACAAGACCGUCGACAUCAGCAACUGCAUUCCUGACUACUACAUCCAUGACUAUAUUCCCAUUGGCUGCCGUUGACGGUAAUUAACCAACCGGAUGUUGUGGUGUCCAAUCAUCCUCCUCCCGGUGUUUAUCACUAGUUUAUCACUAGUAGACGUCCAAUUUAUUUGAAGUGGGAGGCGGGCAGCAAAUGGACCUUCACUGUAACACAUCAACUACCGAUUAAUCGGCUUUAACAUGAACUUAGUUAACAUCCAUAGACGUCUAAUUGGGUUGUCAGGUAUUAGUAUCAAAUCUCAAAUAGGUGAAUUUCCCAAUGGAGUUUGGUCAGGCUGCAGUGUGUUAUUUGAACAUAAUUCAUAAAUUAACUAGAACCAAAUCUGCUUUAACAAUGAGUCGUUUUUCAUUCACACUCUCAUAACUUUUUCAUAUUAAAACAUACACAGUUGAAACUCGAGAAACACGUCAACAAGCUCACAACUGUUAAUUCGGCUUUAGUGUUAUUUCAAAAAUUAACUCACUGGCUGCCAUUGACAGUUAUUAACGUCUAAUCCAUUUGGACCGUGAGGGCUAGCAUGUAUUGGUACAUCGUCUUAAAUAGGCUUAGUUCUCAAUGGAGUUGGGUUAGGUUGAAGUUUAUUCAUUCAUUCAUUCAUUGUCCUCAAGGGGGUGCUAGAGCCUAUCCUAGCUAACUAUGGGCAAAAGGCAGGGCACACCCUGAACUGUUUGCCAGCCAAUCACAGGGCACAAUGAGACAAACAUAGUUUUUUCAUAAACACCUCCGUGAAGUUGGCCACCUAUAAGUCCGCUAGCUUAAAUGCUGUAUAAUGGUAAUGUUUACAAAAUUGGCUAACUUGCAGAGCAAAAGACCACUAGCUUAAAUGCUUUAUAAUGCUAAUGUUUACAA
This is a messenger RNA of Corythoichthys intestinalis (scribbled pipefish), 4582 nucleotides long. RefSeq names its product semaphorin 6Cb (gene sema6cb). Gene Ontology annotation, biological process: semaphorin-plexin signaling pathway; negative regulation of axon extension involved in axon guidance; positive regulation of cell migration. The coding region runs from base 439 to 3540 and encodes 1033 amino acids. Gene Ontology annotation, cellular component: plasma membrane. The transcript has 21 exons. NCBI's taxonomy places the organism in Eukaryota, Metazoa, Chordata, Actinopteri, Syngnathiformes, Syngnathidae. Gene Ontology annotation, molecular function: chemorepellent activity; semaphorin receptor binding. The record is from RefSeq and is a predicted model, not a curated record.